UUGUGGCCUGUUCACAUCCCCCACUUUCCCCUCCAUUCAUAGCAUUGAUCUAUUCUGUGUAGGGGACACUAGUGCAGGCGGACCAAUAUAUAAACACCCCUAAGACUCUUCCGAUCUCGUGGUAACAAUUUGGGAGCCAGUGAAUCUGGCAAUUUUUCUAAACAUAUAUAUAAGCCAUCAUGGGUUCCGCUUCAACAUCCACUCUUCCAGCUGAUUUCCUCUGGGGAUUUGCAACAGCGAGUUACCAAAUAGAAGGAGCUGUCAAUGAGGAUGGUAGAGGUCCAUCGAUCUGGGACACCUUCUGUAAAAUUCCCGGCAAAAUUGCUGGAGGUGCUACUGGUGAUGUGGCUUGCGACUCAUACCACCGCACACAUGAGGAUAUUGCCUUGCUUAAGGAAUGUGGUGCCAAGGCAUAUCGUUUCUCACUCUCAUGGUCCCGUAUUAUCCCACUCGGUGGCCGAAACGAUCCCAUCAAUGAGAAAGGCCUGCAGCAUUAUAUAAAGUUUGUUGAUGAUCUGCAUGCUGCUGGUAUCACUCCUCUCAUCACUUUGUUCCACUGGGACCUCCCUGAUGAACUUGAUAAACGCUACGGCGGUCUGCUCAACAAAGAAGAGUUUGUUGCGGAUUUUGCACACUACGCACGCGUGGUUUUCGAGGCUUUCGGCUCGAGAGUUAAACAUUGGAUUACCUUUAAUGAGCCGUGGUGUAGCAGCGUCCUUGGAUAUAAUGUUGGCCAAUUCGCUCCAGGUAGAACAAGUGACCGGGCCAAGAGUCCUGUGGGCGAUAGCUCGCGGGAGUGUUGGAUCGUAGGCCAUAGUCUUCUUGUAGCCCAUGGUGCUGCGGUGAAGAUCUACCGAGAUGAAUUUAAGGCUAGGGAUGGUGGAGAGAUUGGUAUCACUCUCAAUGGCGACUGGGCCGACCCUUGGGAUCCAGAGAACCCAGCAGAUGUCGAAGCCUGCGAUAGAAAAAUUGAGUUCGCUAUUUCCUGGUUUGCGGACCCUAUCUAUCACGGAAAAUAUCCGGAUAGCAUGGUGAAGCAGCUGGGUGAUCGACUACCAAAGUGGACGCCGGAAGACAUUGCGCUCGUCCACGGUAGCAAUGACUUUUACGGCAUGAAUCAUUACUGUGCCAACUUUAUCAAGGCUAAGUCUGGUGAACCAGAUCCUAAUGACACCGCGGGGAAUCUGGAGAUUUUGUUGCAAAAUAAGAAGGGGGAAUGGGUCGGACCUGAGACGCAAUCCGCCUGGCUGCGACCCUGCGCGAUUGGGUUCCGGAAGCUGUUGAAAUGGCUCAGUGAGCGAUACAACUACCCCAAGAUCUAUGUGACCGAGAACGGCACCAGUCUGAAGGGAGAGAACGACUUGCCGCUCGAACAGCUACUCCAAGACGAAUUCCGGACACAGUAUUUCCGGGAUUAUAUUGGUGCUAUGGCGGAUGCCUACACGUUAGACGGCGUCAAUGUCAGGGCCUAUAUGGGAUGGAGCUUGAUGGAUAACUUUGAAUGGGCGGAAGGCUACGAGACACGAUUCGGAGUGACUUUUGUCGACUACGAGAAUGGCCAGAAGAGAAUCCCGAAACAAAGCGCUAAAGAAAUUGGUAAAAUAUUCGACCAGUAUAUUGAGAAGGCCUAGUCUGCAAUCUACAUGUUUUUUAUUGGAUCCAUAUAACAUGCACAUUUAAGCUACUGUCUGUCCACAUAAUUUAGACAUCCA
Aspergillus alliaceus is the source of this 1712-nucleotide messenger RNA. Its product is annotated as glycoside hydrolase family 1 protein. The transcript has 5 exons. The record is from RefSeq and is a predicted model, not a curated record. Gene Ontology annotation, molecular function: beta-glucosidase activity. Bases 180 to 1631 code for a protein of 483 amino acids. NCBI's taxonomy places the organism in Eukaryota, Fungi, Ascomycota, Eurotiomycetes, Eurotiales, Aspergillaceae. Gene Ontology annotation, biological process: carbohydrate metabolic process.